Molecule: messenger RNA, 600 nt
Organism: Leishmania braziliensis MHOM/BR/75/M2904
Lineage: Eukaryota; Euglenozoa; Kinetoplastea; Trypanosomatida; Trypanosomatidae
Product: amastin
Exons: 1
Coding region: 1-600 (199 amino acids)
Source: RefSeq, a predicted model, not a curated record
AUGGCGUGCAACGUCGCGGCUGUGCUCUACGCGAUCUUCCAGUUCAUCGCGUUCAUCUUUGUGCUCGUGGCCACGCCCCUCGACAUGUUUCGCGUGAAGGAUUUGGGUAGAUUUGGCAGCACGCCUUGCCUGACACUGUGGGGCGGGAAGGAGAACUGCAACGACUUAAAGAGCGACACCAGCUAUCACGAAUUGUGGUCCUUCUGCCCCGGACGCCUUGCUAGGUUUCGCAUGGCUGAGGUGUUCGCUGUCAUCUCCAUCUUCGUGUACGGCUUGGCGGCCCUCUUCGGUUUCAUUGUGCUGUUCUGCUGCUCGUUCUUCCACUGGAUCUGCCUUGCGCUCAACAUCACUGGAGUUGUCACGGUGUGCGUCGUGUGGGUGCUCAUGGUGUUUGACUACUACAACGCCGAGGACCUUUGCCCGGCCAUCAACACCCGCUUUGACUUCGGUAACGGCUUCGGGCUGUUUGUGGCGGCCUGGUGCCUGAACCUCGUCAACACCGUGCUCUUGCUUCUCCAGUGUCGGGCCAGGGACCCGAGUGAGAGCGGGGGCCCGAGUGAGAGCGGGGACCCGAGUGAGCGCAGGGGCGCGAAGGAAUAG